CGAUUAAAAUUUUAGUGUGUUCAUUAAACCCGAAAACGACGAAUCGAAGAACGUACUACGUGUUUAGUGUCAUUUAAUAUUUUUGGUAUUAAUAUAAUUAGUUCCUGAAAUAUAAUUCUCUUACUAUAAAAGUUAAGAAAGCAGAACAAUGGCUUCCGAUUUAAAACUCGGGAUGAAAUGUAUAAAAUACAUGCUGUUUGCUGUCAACCUGACUUUCGUCUUGACGUCGAUGCUUUUGAUUACGUCUGGUGGAACGAUUCAUGCAAUUUACAGUGAUUUUCGUCAUUUCUUGAGCGAGGCAUGGUUCUCCCCUGCUACCAUCAUGAUAGCCGUCGGAGUGCUCAUGUUCUUCAUUUCUGCUUUCGGCUGUUGGGGCGCCAUCAAGGAGAGCACAUGUAUGAUUAAUACGUUUGGAGCAAUGCUGGCAGCGAUAUUCAUUAUUGAGUUUGGAGGAGCGAUUGCUGCAUUCGCCUGCCAGUCGCAAAUCGCAGGCAUCAUCCGCAGUAAAAUGGAAUUUGCCGUCCAUAACUUUGACCAAGCGUCAACUGAACGACAGGAGGCGGUCAACUUUUUACAAGAUAGGCUUUUCUGCUGUGGAGUGGAUGGACCUAGUGACUGGUCUCAAUCAAACUUCACCAUACCUAAAUCCUGCUGCAAUCGACGUUACGAAUCUGCCAGAAUGUUUGACGGCGAUCAAAUGCGCUUAUCGAGCGCACUACAAUUCCAAGAUGGUGUCCCCGUUUACCCUUCAGAUGUGGAAGCUUUGAACUACAUCCAGUCUGAAGAAACUCGACAAAGAAGAGAAGCACCCCAAGAACAACAAACAACAGUUGGUCAAAGUACUGCCGAGGAUUCUGCUACUACUGCUGCUCCUGGUACGACCAGCGAGGCGACGGAAACAUGCGAGCCGCACGCUAGUGGCUGUUACAAAAAAUUAGCUUUCCUGAUCGGCUCGAGCGCGGCGAUUUUAGGCUCUGGUGCCGUUACUGUAGCCCUUAUGCAGUUACUGGGAAUGAUGUGCGCCUUCUCUCUUGCUCGAGCCAUCCGGAAAGCCAAGACGCAGCGUUUGAUGCGCCAAAAUUGGCAGCAGCGCAUGGGUCAAAUAAUUGGCAUGCAGGCGACACCCUACACACAAUUGCAGGAGAAACGCGGAGCAGAAGUAGCUCCAGUCACCUACGCACCCAGCGAUCCCAGCGUGCUUUGAAUAGACGGGACGGAGCAGAUACAAAUUGAUAAUAGAAAUAAGUCAAAAACUUCGUGGUAAAUGCACGUUUUAGGAUAAGUAUAGCAUGGUUAAUGAUAGGCAUGUGUAGUUAAGGUCAAAAUUUAAAUGUUAUAUAUACAUAUAUACAUAUAUAUAUUUAUAUAUAUAUAUAUAUAUAUAUAUAUAUAUUAG
Molecule: messenger RNA, 1396 nt
Organism: Ctenocephalides felis (cat flea)
Lineage: Eukaryota; Metazoa; Arthropoda; Insecta; Siphonaptera; Pulicidae
Product: tetraspanin-8-like
Exons: 5
Coding region: 149-1204 (351 amino acids)
Cellular component (GO): membrane
Source: RefSeq, a predicted model, not a curated record